Messenger RNA from Scleropages formosus (Asian bonytongue), 4344 nucleotides. RefSeq names its product fibronectin type III domain-containing protein 3B-like. The transcript is spliced from 27 exons. Lineage: Eukaryota; Metazoa; Chordata; Actinopteri; Osteoglossiformes; Osteoglossidae. Gene Ontology annotation, molecular function: protein binding. The record is from RefSeq and is a predicted model, not a curated record. Bases 315 to 3872 code for a protein of 1185 amino acids.
AUGUAAAUGAAGGUGAAAAGAGGUCUCUCAAAUUUUGUGAUUUGCCCUUUUCAAACAAUAUAUCUUUAGAUAUCCAGGACCUGGGACAGAACUGGCAUAUCAGACAGCUGAAGGGUUGGGGGGGGGGGUGUUCUGCUUGGACUUUCCCUUUUGUCCAAAACCCUCCACCCUCAACCAUGUGCUUUGUCACCAGUCUCCCCAACAGAAAUUGGGUUCCUCUCCUAGUUAUUCUUGCAGCAAGAUUGGAUCCUCACCAAGAGGACUACAGUUGCAGGAAUGCAGGGUAAGGAGGGCCUCUAUGAAAGCAAGUAACCAUGAUGAUGAUGGACCUUCCCGCCCUGCUGGAUCGUGAGCCUCCCGUGAUUCUGCCCAUGCUGGUUGGGGAGACAUCUCAGCAGGUUGUAUUUGUUCAAGUGAAUCCUGGGGAGACUUUCGCCAUCAGAACUCAAGAUGGAUCUCUGCAGUGCAUUCAAGGGCCAGCUGAAGUCCCGAUGAUGUCAGUAAAUGGCUCAGUUCCACCCAUCUACGUGCCUCCCGGCUACAUCUCGCAGGUUCUGGAGGAUGGUACGGGGUUCCGGAGGGUGGUAAUCACACCCCAGUCUGAAUGCUACCCCAGAUACUCGCACUCCAUCUCCCCCAUACACUCCCUGCAUCCUUACUUGGGACAUUCCAACUUCCUCCAAACCUGGAACAAGUUCUACCUCCCCACUGGUGACACACCACCCCACCAUUACUACCACUAUUGUCCCUUCCCCAUGUACAGGGAAGACCCCAUCCCGGUGUAUGGCAUGUCCGGUUGGAUUGGCCGCGAGGACCGCUGUGCCAAACCUCAGGCCAAAGUCAAGGAGAGGCCACUUGACCGCCAGAAUCGGCUCAACAACCCCUUGUCUUCCAUGUCCAAAAUCCACAGAAGUGGCAUGGUCACGCCCAUGGCCAUAUCCAUGGGCCAGGACAAGAGUCACAACGCUAGUGAUGGACGCAAUGGCGUACUGGGCGUCUCAAAGGCAGAAUGGUGGGAAAGAAGUAGUCCCCGAGCCAGCGAACUGAACACGCAGGAUCAGAAUGUGGAAACCAGCAGAACUGACAUGUUUCCAGAGAUCGCCAGACCCCAGGUGUUGAAUAUCCAGGCCCGCAGUGCACAGCUCACUUGGAUGCCACCGGUGACUCUCUCAGGUGUCGACGGAUCCAGCAGUAGCUCUUGCAGCUAUGAGGUGGUUCUGUCAGACAAGGGGUGGGAUGGGAAGUACAGAGUUGUGUACAGUGGAGAAGAACUGGAAUGUGUCCUGAAGGAUCUUCGACCUGCAACAGACUAUCAUGUGAGGAUAAAUGCUCUUUGUGGAAACGUGAGGGGUUCCAGCUCAGAACCAGUGGUCUUCACCACCCUCGCCAGUUCCCCUGAGUGCCCCCUUCCCCCCAGACUCUCCCAUCGGACCAAGAGCUCCCUCACUCUGCAGUGGAAGCUUCCAGUUGACAACGGAUCAAAAGUCACUCACUACCUUUUAGAGUGGGAUGAGGGUAAGACAAGCAGUGUUUUCAAGGAAUGUUACUUUGGUGCGCAGAGACACUGCAAACUGACCCAUCUCAGCUCUGCCAUGGGUUACAAAUUCCGUCUGGCCGCACGAAAUGACAUCGGCACCAGUGGCUUCAGCCCAGAAAUGGUGUUCUUCACAAGUGGCCCCCUUCCACCGCUGCCCAAGAUGCCUCGUCUGGUCCAAGCCGGGACGGCCUGGGUCUCGCUGGAGUGGAGUCGCCCCAAAGGCUACAGACCAGAGGAGGUGCUUACCUACACUCUGGAGGCCAGGGAGGAGAACAAAGUGCGAGAUGUCCGUCAUACCACACAGGCAGGUGAAUUUCAGCCAAAGUAUGCAGGGGAAUGCUUGAUGUGCACUGUGGAAGGACUCAAGAGGAACACACAGUACAGCUUCAGGAUUUCUGCCUCUAGCAGAGAAAGGAGAAGCGGUCCAAGCUCCACUCUGGUCUGCACCACCACCCUGGACAUACCAGGAGUGCCCACGAAGCCUUGCCUGAAAGGGGAAGUCCUGCCCCACAGCUUCUGUGUGACAUGGGACCCCCCACAGGAUGAUGGAGGCACAGAGGUCAUGACAUACCUCUUAGAAAUCUCAGAAGGGAAUUAUGAAGGAAGCCCAUGGGAGGUGACAUACUGUGGCACAGCAAGCGAACACACGUGUGACGGCUUGAAACCUGACAUGGUGUACAGACUGCGGUUGUGCAGCAUCAGCACAGGUGGACGCAGCCAGUUUACAGAAUGCCUGCUGGUCCGCACGCUGGGUAUGGCCCCAGGACCCUGCACACCUCCAAGGAUUCUGGGAAAAGUCAAACAGAAGGAGGUGCACCUGCUGUGGGACUGCCCCUCCUCUGAGGCUACAGAGUACAGCCUGGAGAUCAGUGCGAUGGGUUCUGAACCCAGUGAGGUGUACCGUGGGCCAGCCCUGGAACACACUGUGAGCAGCCUGCUUCCUGGGGCCAAAUACACAUUCCGUGUGCGUGGCGCCAACCAGACUGGGUUUGGACCUUACUCGGAACCCACAGAAGUUAAGAUGGCACACGGUCCUCCCGGCCAGUGCAAGACGCCACUUUUGACGCUUGCUUCCCCCAGCAGCCUUCUGGUCAGCUGGGAGAGUCCAGAGAGCUCUGACGUGAGCGUUUCAGAGUACCACCUGGAAUGGAGCCGGAACGACGAUCCACUGCAGCUUGUGUACUCUGGUACCGACACACAGCGUGAGAUCUGUGACCUGACACCAGGAACACGGUACCGCUGUAGAGUACAGGCAGUCAGUGAGAUGGGAGUCAGCCCCUUCAGUGAGCUGGCAAGCUGCUGCACCCCGGCUGCCUCCCCAGAUGUGGUUCCUAACCUUACUACACUGGAGCAGGACCCUGCUGGCAGCCCCUCUUUUUCCCCCAGCACAUGCCUUGCUCUAAAGUGGGAGGAGCCCUGUGCCAACGGAGCCCCAAUCAUGUCGUACACUGUUGCCCUUGGAGACCAACUGAUCAACGUGGGUUGUAUCACUGGCCAUGUGAUCGAGGGAUUACAGCCCAACUACGAGUACAGCGUUCGGGUCCAGGCAGUGAAUGAGUUUGGCGCCGGACUGUUUUGUGUGCCGCUACAUGUGCGCACCCGGCCGUUGCCUCCUUCCCCACCCCUGCUGGAGUGUGCUGCUGUUGGACCGCAGAGCCUCAGGCUAAAGUGGUCCCCAACUGCGAGAGAGACGGCCUAUGUCUUGCAAAUGGAGGACCAGAAGAGGCAGAGGUUCGUGACCAUGUACAGGGGUCCAAGCCACACUUACAAGGUACAGAGGCUAAUGGAGUGGAGCAGCUACGCUUUCCGGAUCCAGGCUGUGAGCAGUGCAGGAGAGGGGCCCUUCUCUGACACCUACACCUUCAACACCGCCAAGUCCCUACCCCCUGCACUCAAAGCGCCCAGAGUCACUCAGCUAAAUGGCAGCACGUGCCGGAUCACGUGGGACGGUAUUCCGCCAAUGAGAGGGGAUCCAAUCAGCUUCAUUCUUCAGGUCUUGGUUGGGAGAGAAUCAGAGUACAAACAGGUUUUCAAAGGAGAGGAGACGGCCUUUCUGAUGGAGGGACUCGUGAGAAACGCGGAGCACCGGUUCCGCGUGGCAGCGUGCCGACGCUGCUCUGACACGGACCAGGAGCUCUGCGGACCCUUCAGCCCUCCUUGUCUUUUCUCAGCCCCGCUGCUCAAUCCAACCGCUGACGCUUUGCUCCGUGGAAAAGGAGACCAGAGCUACUCGGGGAUCUGCACCGAUGAGCAGUUUGCUGCUCUGAUCGUUGUGGUUCUCACUGCCAUCUCCAUUGUCACUGCCUUUGUGUUGCACUUCCUCGUCAUGGAGUGAGCUGGAGGAAAGUCCUAUAAAAAGGACAGGUGUGUUUGCAGCUCUGAAAGUGAAGCUUUGCAGUCCCCUCAGAUGUGGAGAAUCCCCUGUGCCUUUCACUUUAUUUAUAGCCUUUGGUCCAUAUUGUGGAGUAAGACCGCAGUGAUUCCUGGGCGCUCUUGCACCUUCUUUGGCCUUUUUUAUUUUGUUUUAUUUUAAAUACACUGGUACACAGAGCUGUGCUCAAAAAGUACUUGUGUGUUUUUUAACUUGUUUAAAUCAUACAGAUUUCAUUAAAUGUAUUUGCUCUUAUAUUCAGGACAGUUAUGACUGUAGUGAAUUUUAAAGAUGUGUAUUUUUAAUGAAAUCUUAGCUUCUUCCUGACUCCGUCCAAGUUUCAGUCAUCUACGAGGAGGUGGUGGAGAGAGGUGUGUGUGUGUGUGUGUGUGUGUGUGUGUGUGUGUGUGUGUGUGUGUGUGUGUGUGUGUGUGUG